GAUACAGUGACUUGCACUCAUGUUUCGGUUGACUGCAUACCCAAUGGAACCUUGGAGAAGGAAUCUUGUAAUUCAACAGAAAACGAGAGGAAAUGGAUCCGGCCUGAUGCCGUCAGCAAGUGUACCUGGGAGCUUGGAAAAUCUCCUUCUGAAUCGCCCCAUCACCAUGCUACAUUAACAAAGACCCCAAAAAUUAUGUCAGAUAUCCUCAAAAAAAUUGGAGACACUCCCAUGGUGCAUAUCAACAAGAUUGGAAAGCUCUGUGGCCUCAAAUGUGAACUCUUGGCCAAAUGCGAGUUUUUCAAUGCUGGAGGAAGUGUGAAAGACCGAAUCAGUUUACGAAUGGUGGAAGAUGCUGAAAGAGAUGGGAUUCUGAAGCCAGGAGAUACCAUUAUUGAACCAACUUCAGGAAAUACAGGAAUUGGACUGGCCUUGGCAGCUGCAGUGAAAGGAUACCGUUGUAUCAUUGUAAUGCCAGAGAAAAUGAGCAUGGAAAAGGUGGAUGUGCUACGUGCCCUUGGGGCUGAAAUUGUGAGGACUCCAACAACUGCCAGAUUUGAUUCUCCAGAAUCACAUGUUGGAGUGGCAUGGAGAUUGAAAAAUGAAAUCCCCAACUCCCAUAUUCUGGAUCAGUACCGCAAUGCCAGCAACCCCUUGUCGCAUUAUGACACAACAGCAGAGGAGAUUCUUCAGCAGUGUGAAGGUACAUUUUAUGCUUUACAAACACUUCUGUCCUAG
Molecule: messenger RNA, 738 nt
Organism: Protobothrops mucrosquamatus (brown spotted pit viper)
Lineage: Eukaryota; Metazoa; Chordata; Lepidosauria; Squamata; Viperidae
Product: cystathionine beta-synthase-like
Exons: 6
Cellular component (GO): cytoplasm
Molecular function (GO): cystathionine beta-synthase activity; cysteine synthase activity
Source: RefSeq, a predicted model, not a curated record